AUGUAUAGAGAAGAGUAUAGAAUAAAGGAAAAUGAUGUUUGGGUGCAAAGGGUUAAAGAUUGUUACCUCAACUUCGCAUCUGUUUAUUAUCAUUUUCAGAUUCUAUUUCUGGUGUUUAUAGAGUCAAGGUAUGGUGUUAGUUGGCGCGCGUCUUCUGUUCCGCUUCUUGAUUGCAUUUCUGAUGCUUAUGGGAGCUAUUUCUACAUACAUGAUACUUCAAACUAAUCACAUGGUAAGCCGGAAAGCGAAAAGUUUUGAAGAUCAGCCGAUCGUUCUCGACCAACAAGUCGAGGAAAUAGUUAAGAUGACGAAGACGGCGUCCGAAAUUCCGCCGACGACGAAACCCGACAGAAGACGACGAAGCUUAGUGAUUUUCGGUGAUGAUCGUUCAGGCACGACACUGCUGACGCAAAUGUUUAGCAAAGAUCCAGAUAUUUUUGCAGUGUACGAACCGUUGUGGAUAACAAGAAAAUGGAGUAAAACAGAGUUAGACAGAAAUCUGUUAAAGGACGUUACAGAGGUGGUAGGAGCGUUGAUGACUUGUAAUUUCGUGGAGAACCCAACUGGAAUUAAAUUUUUGUCCCACACCUACAAAAACUGGGCACCUGGAUUAUUUGUAAACCCGUUCAAGUCUCAACCGAUAUGUAACGAUCCUGAUGCCUGCCCAAACCCCGAAACAAUCCCGGAUGUGGUACAAAAAGCCUGUUUACAAAAUUACAAACACAGUGUCACAAAAGUGGCUAUCGUUCGCGUCCCAGAAAGAAAACUCUCCAACAUUUUUCAGAAGAUAAUCGAGGAUAAUCCAGAUACGGUCAUCAAAUUUUUGCACGUUGUUCGCGAUCCAAGAGGAAGCAUAAAUUCCAGGAUCAAUUUAGGAUGGAUACCAGACGUUGACAAAGCAAAAAAUUUUGCUGGUUUGGCCCGGAGCACAUGCGAAGGGGUUCUACAAAAUGUUCAGUUCGGGGCGAGUCUCCAAGGAAAAUUCAAAGACCGUUAUAUGCUUGUUCGAUACAAAGACAUCGCGUCUUCUCCCCUUGUGACAGCCAUGAAUAUUUAUAAGUUUGCUGGGUUUGAAAUAUCAGAAAGUAUGAUCAGAUGGCUCAUGCAAGCAACGAACCCGAGCAAAGAAACUCUUAAAAAAGAAGGGAAACGAGCGUUUUCAUCGUUUCGAAAUUCCACCGCCAAUGUUGAGAAAUGGCGACAGGAGUCACCUGUAAGACGGGUUCAAACUAUCGAAGAAGAAUGCAGUGAGCUGAUGGAUUUACUGCAUCUCGAAAGACUUUCUUAAAAAUUUAGAAAAUUUAUUUUAUUCAACACUAGUCAUCUAAUCAGGGUCAUAGCCGACUCUUUUCUUAAUACUUCGACCCCUUAGAGCGACUUUCAUUUAAAAAAUUUCUCUCUCUACUAUCACCCCUGAAUCACAUACUAAGGUCAACAGAAAAAAGGAAAUGAUCACCAGCUGAAGAAGCUCUUGAUUGUUCAACAAAUCCUCCUUGUCAGCACCUAAGGAAAUGUAUGGAGAACAGUUGGGAGAAAAUGCACACUGAUGUUAGGGUACAAAGUGUUAAUCCUAAUAUCAUAUCUCCUUCUCGUCUGCCACACACGUCUUGUCUACUUAUUAUUAGACUAAGGCCAUUUUGAAAUCAUUGGCUAUUCGCAGUGCGAUUAAUCACGAAUCUGACCAAUAUUUUGAUGCUGUUACUCGCAUCGUUUACCCACCCAAAAAGAAUGGAACUCUAAAAAAAACCAAACUAACGAAUUAGGUAAUAACCUAUCACAUCGCAAGAAAAUGAAAGACCAUUAAUAACCAUUAGAAGGGAUUAAAAUGGGUGACUUCAAAACAGUCGAAACCAAGAAACCCCGCUUUUGAAUCGUGAAUUUGGUCUCAAAUCGUACACCACCGAGUCUAUUUUGAAAUAUGUGUAUGCAUUUUACAUUCACUGAUAACGUUAUUUGCAUGGUGAUUUUUGUCUUGUGCACACACUAGCUCUAAUUCAGAUUUAUGGCUAAUUUAAAAUAAGCGAUCUGAGAUGUAGUCGAGUUACCCAACAUCAUAAUCCUAUGUGAUAGUUUUUCCAAAUAUUUCUCUAUUGUGUCAGUGAGCUACCCUUAAAGUGGAUGUCUAAAUUACACAUUAGAAACGUUUAAAUAUUCAUAUAUACUGUACAACUGAGAUGAAGUCGCGUAACUAAAGAAAACGUCUCAAAAUCAAAUUAGAUGAAUUUGCAAUCACAUUUUUACCAGAAAUAUAUAUUAAAAUCCAUUUUAAAAAUGCUCCUCACUUGUAAGGUGAACAGCCGUGUCGGCAACGUCAACAGAGUUGCUAAGUAACCCAGAUAUCGAUGCAAAAAUGCUGGGUUCUUUUGUCAUCUAAGUUUUAACAUCUGAAGAGUUAGUUUCAUUUGGCUUUCCAUUUACCUCCAAGCGGUAAAUAGUACUCUUAAAGGUUAUGGUCUUUAAACGAAUUAUCUUUUGGGCUCCCCUUGGGGCCGCGCUAAAAUUUUCGUUCAGUAACUGACUUUUACCAAAGGUUUGAACCUGCAGUUUGAGUUUGAACAUCAAGGAAAAGUUGGUCUGCUUUACAAUGUUUUAAUAUUAGAUGUGAAUAGGACUCACAAGAAAACGACAGAGCCCAACACAGAAAUAUUUACAUUCCAUAUACGAGACUUAACAGAUCUCCCUAGGAAAGGUAAGCCAACUUUUUCUUUUAAAAAGAACAGUGUUUUUCUUGGGUUGUAUAUAUGGUACAAGCUCCGUAACCAGUUCCUUGAGUUUGAAUAAAAGCCCAUUACGUUUAACUGUGUAUACUAUUAAACAUACUUAAGGAAAUGCAAAUAAAAACUAGCUCUCUACAUAAUCCAUGAAGAAAAUCAUCAAAUAUACUCAAGCAUUAUCCACAAAAUAGGCAGCGCAAAUAUCUGUAACACUGAAAAUUUAAAAAAAAAAAAACCAUACAAAAUCACAAUAAGUUAUGCCAUACCUCAGGGUUCUCUUUAAGAAAUGUAAUGAAGGAGGAAAAUGUGAAAUAACGAGAAUAUUAUCCACUGUGAUCUGAGUAAGAAAUAGCUCAAAAAUACUACAAAUGUAUUUAUUACAAAUAAACUAAUUAAUGUAUAUUUUUGCCAUUAUUCAUGCAACUUAUAAUGUGCACCUGAAUUAUUAAUUCCAUUACAUUGUAAUCAACGCGCACGGCACUAAUACUAGCCUACUUGUCUCGGCCUCAUAAUGCAUUAAUCACCGGAGUGAAUAUGUGUAUUUUGGUCGUUUAAUUAUUUAAAAUCAUAUUUUGCGCUCACUAAUUUAAAAUGCUUAAAUAAAAUUUGUGUUGAUAAUAUAUAAGAAAAUGAGAGUACAAAAAAUAUGAGUAGAAAUAAGUCACGUGAUUUAAAUGAGCUUUUAAAUGAAGUAAUUAAAGAAACCAAGCUUUUAAAAUCAAUUUUAAGUGAAAUAUAUAAAAGUAUUAAUACACCAAGAAAAAAGGAAAAUGUUCUUCCGAGAGGAAAUUGAAUUAAAUAAACAACUGAAAAAAGCUUAUUCCGUUACCAAGAAAAAAACCUGUUCUUCUAUCAAAACCUUUGUUACAAAACCACUUACUGAUGAACAAAUAGAAAGAAUUGGAAGUAAAAAGAAGAGUCGUUAAGUGAUGUUUUGUGUAAUUGAAAAUACACAAACAAUAAUAUAAAAUUAACGAUAAAAAUUUAUGAUAAAUUCACAGAUGCAAAAAACACAUUUUACAAUGAAGAUAACGAAUGAUAAAAAUAAAGAUUCAUUAAAACUCAUUGGAAUUGAUUCAAAGUUAUAUCAUAACUUAAUUUGAAGAAAAGUACAUUUGCAAUACAAGCAUUAAAUACUAAAAUGCCACCAAGAUCAAUAUAAUUACACGAACUUAAAUUUAUAAAAAUAAAUCUCUAAAAAAAUCUUGUUUAGAAAAACCUUGAAAAAAAAUGGAAUUUAACAAACUGUAUCAUAUUAACUAACAACCAUCAUAUUAAAAUCACUUUGUUGCAAAAAAAACAUAAAAAUAUCGUAAGUAGAAAAUUAUAGCAGAAGUUAUGAGUGUUAUCUUAGCAGCAGGAGGAAUAGUUUCAGCAAUUACGACAAAAGGUAUUGCUCUAUGUAUAUAUUAUGACAGAAAUACUUUUAAUUAAAAUAGUUUACACUUCAUUAUCACGCAUGAAACAAGUACAUACUUUAUUCAAAUUUAAAACAAAGCGCGAAAAAAAUUAUUUGAAAUAUUCUCACGCUAUCGUUUAUAAAUAGAUUGAUGUAAAAAACACUGUAAAAAUACGUAUAUUCACUCCAAUUAUGAAUGCAUUAUGGGCAUGCCGAGGCGUUCUGGGAAGACAACUAAGCUAUCGUUGGUGCUGCGCGUGUCGAUCAAAAUUUAAUAACAUGAUAUUAAAUCUAUGUCACGUCAUAAGUGGUAUAAAUAAUGGCCAAAAUGUACAUUAUUAAGUUUAUUUAUAAUAAAUUUCCUAUCACAAUUAAUACUAGUACUACUAGUUGGUAUAAAAAUACCAAAUAAAGUUUACACAUUAAAUAGGACAUUAGCGCACUUAAAACACAAUAAUAAUUACCACUUAAAUGUUUAAUUUACAGCAGAUUUAUCAAAUAUUGAAAAAGGCAUUUUUGUAGGUUAAAGUGUAAUAAUGCACUGGUGCACCCAUAAUGCAUUCAUCAAUUUGUUUAGUAGUCUCGAGCUCCUCUUGUGGGCGAUAAUUUUUUUCUUACUCUCAUGACCUGAUCCCAUGUUUGAAUCACAAGUGAUACUGUAAGGAAGAAAUACUUGCUAGUCACUCGUAGACGUCAAAUUUUCCGAUCUCUGAUACCUAAUAGACAUGGUUACCCUGAGGUAUUUUGCGCGAUAAAUACGAAUCUUAAGGUCAGUAAUUAGGUUAAAAAAUACAAGUGAGAAUCGGGACAUUCCAUAGUUUACCACUUGUAAACGACCAAUUUACAACCAUGACAUGGAAAUUACAAUAGUUAACACACUCAGAGCAAUAUACACACAAGUUUCAUUUUGAACAGCUUUUAACUGGCUCCCAAUUGUCUACGAUCUGGACAACCUCUUCAGAUCUUUUUAAAGUAAUCGGUAAGGCUGGUUAAUGAAAAUUCCUGAAACAGAAUUAAAAAAAUGUAUAUAUACAUGCAUAUAUACAUACGCAUAUAUAUAUAUAUUUAUCUGAAGGUUGAACUAAUCAAUAAGACAUAACUUUUUCUGUGACUCUGAGUUUCACGCUUACGCGAUCAUCAGACAUAUUUUAAAAUCUGUCUAAUGAUUUUAAAAUGUGUCUGAUGAUCGCGCAAGCGUGAAACUCAGAGUCGCAGAAAAAGUUAUGUCUUAUUGAUUAGUUCAACUUUCAGAUAUACCACACUCUGAAAACGCAUCGAGGUCUAUAUAUAUAUAUUUCCCUUUGUUCUGAUUGGCCGUCGCGAUUACUUUGGUUUUGGUAUAACGACACAAUGAGAAAGCGCUCUAAACUAACUCCUCAUUGCUAUUGCUCUAUUUUGCAGCAGAAACACAGACGAUGAGGCAUUUCCGCUACGGUGUACGACUACUAAUCGUAGUGAUCACUGGGUUGGCAAUUGCAACGGUUGCCGUUUUACUGCUUCAAAGCAUUCAGCAGAUGACGAUUGCAGUUCCCGUGGAAACUAGUGAAAAUCUCCAGAUACAAGAUUUUAUUGACGAAAUGACGAGAAGUACUCCGUAUGGAGCAACAGCUUUGGAAAAGAAAGAUUUGAGAUUUAGUCCUGCGGCAACAUAUAAUACUCUCAAUAAUUUUCCAUUAAAUCCCACGUCAACAUCGGAUUCUUCCGAACGGAGACGAAGUUUGAUCGUCUUCGGGGCAGACCGUUCGGGAACGACUUUUAUUAGCCGAAUGUUUAGCCAAGACCCUCAGGUAUUCAUGAUCUACGAACCCCUCUGGGUAACGAAAAGGUGGAGGAAAACCGAACCACAUCGAGACUGGUCGAGAAGUGAGCUGGAGGUGAUAAAUGGAAUAAUUAGCUGUAACUUUCCAGAUUUUCCUAUGGCAACACAAUUUUUGGCCCACGCGUCACGCAACUGGGCAGCGGCACCGUUCAAAAAUCCAUUCCAAACAGUAAACUUCUGCAACGUUUCCAAGACUGGUAAGAGCAUGUGCCCUAACCUCUAUCUCGCGCCGGAAUUCGCCAAGGAGGCCUGUGCAACGAAAUACAAGCACAGCGUUACUAAAGUAGCCCAGGUUCGUGUGCCUGACCUAAUGCUUUCUAGCAUCGUACCACAAGUGUUUAUAGAGAACCCGGAUACUGACGUCAAAGUCAUUCAGAUUCUCCGAGAUCCGCGCGGAAGCUUGGACUCUAGAAUUAAAUUAGGCUGGAUGCCAAAACACACAUCGCCCUCGUUCACUUACCACGUGAAAUUUCCAUGCAAUAAAAUCGCGCAGAAUGUGAAAUAUGGAAGAAACUUGCCCGAAAAGUAUCGUGACAAGAUAAUGGAAAUAUAUUACCGAGACAUAGCAAUGUCCCCCGUAAAAACUGCCUUGAAAAUCUACCAAUUUGCUGGAUUUGAGAUUUCGGAAGAUUUAAUUAAAUGGAUCGUUUUAAACACCAGCCCAAGCCAAGAAGCUCUUGCCAGAGAAUCCUCAAGGGUGUUUUCUUCUGUUCGGAACUCUACGGCAAAUAUCGAAAAAUGGCGCAGGGCCCCGGCAGAACAGAACAGGAUAAUAGAACGAGAGUGUCAUGAACUGAUGCAGCUGCUAGGAAUCGAGAAGAAAUGAAGCACGAAAUACAGAAUAAUUCACUUCAAGUAAUAAGCUGCAAACACUUGUACUGGUCUUUAUUUAUCACCGAAGGGGGGGGGGGAAGGGAGGUUCGGAGGAUCUUGGUUGUGGAAAGAUAAGAUUGACCUGAUCCCCCACAAGACUCUUUAAUUUUCUGAAACUCCCCCCCCCCCAUUGGCAAUCAGUUAUCUAGAGUCCCACCCGUUAUACUCUGUUGGUGACGACUGAUCUCCCUCGUUUCCCCUGAGGAUCGUGUGACCCUCUUCAAAAUCCUAACCCCCCCUUCCCCUUCCCCUUCCCCUUCCCCUCCCUUCCCCUUCCCUUCCCUUCCCCUUCCCCUUCCCCCACUGCGAUAAAAAAUGACUGGUCCCUAAGAGAAACAUUUGACUGCGAGUCGAAAACAACUCGGGAUUGCAUUCAUUUUAUCUUAUUUUCUCGAUCACACGCCGUACCCCGAUUUAAUGCCAGCCUCAUGUAAACGUUAAGCGUGAAAAACUGCAACCCCUUAACUCCCAAGAUCUGAUUGUUAAUUCUCCCUUCUGGCUGCUACACAUAUCCUUGUAAAUUGGUGACGAGAAUUUGGUGUCAGAUCGAGAUAACCACUUCCACCUGAUCAGUUUGGGUAUUCUCGUUUCCUGUUUGCUGGAUAAUUUAUGGAUAUUGUUGGGAGAAGUUACAUAUAAAUCACUUCUGGGAGUUUAAAGGUUAAGAAAUAAAAGGCCUCAGUGUUUUAUCAGGGUCUCAGCCUUUACCAGAAAUAGCUGUACUCGAUUAAAUAGAACUGCUGCUACAUAGUGCUAGUUUUACUUCAUAAUCUUAAACAUGAAAAUUUUUUAAGUCUAAAUAUUUAUCCUCGGAGAAGACCCAACGAAAAUUGGUCGCGAUUUCUCUGAAACAAGUUUCGAAGAAACACCGGGGAUAUAUGGUCGAGAAAAUCGGUACUUUUGUCAAGAAAACUCGUGUCACUUUUCAACCAAUCAGGUGCAAAGCGAAACUCAUCAUCAAUACGUUACACUCUCACGCGUUCAAAGCUUUGAAACUCUUUACGGUGACCAAUUCACAUUAUCAACUCAGUUGAUAAAAGCAAAAUUAUCUUUUUACACUCCCCCACCGAAGCAGCACCACAGUUUCUAUAGAAACUUACCCGCCUCUAUAUAUUUCCCAGAUUUGCAAUGACCUUGCUUCAAAAACAAUGGUAGGUGAGAGUAUUUAUAAACGAGAAUGACUAUCAAUUCUCAAGCAAAUGAAACUCACUUGCAAAACAAAGGGUUUGCACUAAAGCUUGUUUUCAUGGUGAGAGCUUUUGGAAGUCGAAAAUAACACAUUAGGUAUUAAAGAGAUGAAAAAAAAGGUUCACUAGUGCUAAUGACGUGGGAAUACAUGCUAAAGGUUGUUUAUUCUUAAACGAAAAACUCUUGAUUUUUGACUAGGCUUCACUGUUCGUUUCGGGGCAGUAUUAAAAAUAACUUUAACAGACGUCAAAAAUUUCUCAGCUUGACGCAACCUACUAGUUUUCUGUUUAAUACAAAUAAAGGAGUAUUGAAAGUACGUAACCAAUCACAACGAAGUAUUUUUUCCAGACGUAAAAAGGUUAUGAAACAAUACUUUUCAGUAAGUUGUAGUUCCUUAGCACCGACUCCACAGUGUGUCGAUGAAAAAUAGUUAGAAACGUGGCGAGAUGUUCUGUAAAAAGUGUUGGCACUCUAUGCAAAGGUAAGUAUUUCAUCAGAAGACUAGUUUAGUUCAGAUGAAGUAACUGUGUUUUAGCUAAAGAUAUCUUGCAAGUAAGCCUUGAUUUUUACAGCAAUUUGACAGUUAACCCAGUGGAGCGAACCAACUUCCCAUAUGUAAAUGCAGUGAAGAAUAUUCGAAAAGCGGAAAAGCAUUCAGCAAUAAUUUAAUGGCGAGUUUGAUAAAAUUAGUCCUCAGCAAAAUUAUUCGUUGACUGUCUUAGAGUACAAUGAAACUUAUACAUUAAGCUUCAUACUUGUUUUCUUUUGCUCUGUUUUUUAUCUUAUUAUUAUUUCUUUUCAAUUUCUACUCACAGUUCAGGGAUUCUUUCAGUGAUACACCGACCGGCGGAGAAAUGAAGGACAAGAGAAACACCCCCUUUCGAAUAUGUAAGAAAUUUUGUUUCCCAUGCUCAAUACUUCUGCUGUUUUUUUCCGCUGUUCUACUAUGCAACUCCCAUUAUGGCCAAUCGCCUUUCAAGUAUAGUAAAGAGUUGAUAAAGCCAAUCAGGAGCUUGACUCAGAAUAAAACGGCACUCGUUACUCUUUUAACAAAUCCAAAAAAAGCAAAUUCACCCGAAGUAGUCCGAGAAUGGGCCGAUGUCAAUUCAGCAUCAUCCGAUGUUCAAAGAAGUUCACGACCGAAGAUUUCCACAGGUUCAAUUCCAAAGCCAGCUUUAGAAGCUCGGCCGAUCCACCGCGUUCAACCAGCGCCGUCCGAAAUCAAAACAGGAUUAAACCAAAAGCCUCAGUCGGAAGCCCGAUCUACUAGCGGCGUCCACUCCGUGUCAUCGAAAGUUAGGCCGAAGAAAGACCAAGAGGACCGAUCUCCUUCCGAGGUUCAUACAGUGUCACACUCAGUUCAGAUAACUUCCAACUUUCGCUCAACAAAUCGAAAUUUCCCUGAGUUACAACGGACUUUUCCGACCUCCACAAAGUCCCUUGAUGUGGUAUCGACGCCCCGACCCGAACGCCGCCGAAGUCUCCUAAUCUAUGGAGCCGACCGUUCAGGCACAACAUUUACCACCAAAAUGUUUGCCGAAGAUCCACAACUUAUGACUGUUUAUGAACCGUUAUGGAUAACAACCAAAUGGAACAAAGAAGACUCUAGUCAAAUACCCAAUUGGACCAAAAACGUUCUUGAUCUUCUUAGAGGAAUUUUAAGUUGUAAGUUCGCCGAGACUGCUGCUGGUGUUAAAUUCCUCGCGCAUACCUCACGGCAAUGGAAUGGAGCAAAUGUCAAAAACCCUUUUCAGUCUCAAAACUUUUGCCCCAACUGGGAAUGUAAAGAUCUUUCCAGUACUCCCACAUACGCCGACACAGUAUGCCUAACAAAAUACAAACACAGUGUAACGAAAAUAGGGGAGCCCAGGACACCCAACAGUUUAAUUUCAUCUUUUCUUCCAAAGGUGUUCUUAGAGAAUCCAGACACUGACAUCCGGGUUAUCCAGCUUAUCCGAGAUCCCAGAGCGAGUUUAAGAUCCCGGAUUAGGUUAGGAUGGAUGGUAGACUGGACGCAUUGGAAUUUUCGGAAGUUAGUCAGAAAAGUUUGUUCAAACUUGGUCGCAAACAUCAAGUUUGGCCGAAAUCUGGGCAAAUGGCAAGACAAGUAUUUAGAAGUACACUACCACGAUCUAGCCGGAAAACCGCUGGAAACGACAAGAGCUAUGUAUGAUUUUGCAGGAUUUGAAAUGUCCGAUAGCAUUGCCGACUGGGUGGUUCGCAAUACUUCGCCGAGUAAAGAAGAAUUGAUGAAGGAAAGCAAAAACAAAUUCUCACCAACUCGAAAUUCAACGGCUAAUAUUGAUAAGUGGAAGCAAGAUUCUCCAGUCGAAAGAAUUCGAAUAAUUGAGGAAUAUUGUCAAGAAGCACUUGAUCUUCUGGGGCUGAAAAAAAUGCUAUAG
This is a messenger RNA of Pocillopora meandrina, 10395 nucleotides long. The record is from the annotation of a GenBank genome assembly. NCBI's taxonomy places the organism in Eukaryota, Metazoa, Cnidaria, Anthozoa, Scleractinia, Pocilloporidae.